Molecule: messenger RNA, 1185 nt
Organism: Austrofundulus limnaeus
Lineage: Eukaryota; Metazoa; Chordata; Actinopteri; Cyprinodontiformes; Rivulidae
Product: RIMS-binding protein 2
Exons: 5
Coding region: 22-660 (212 amino acids)
Biological process (GO): neuromuscular synaptic transmission
Molecular function (GO): protein binding
Source: RefSeq, a predicted model, not a curated record
GACGCCCGGGAGCUGCUGGACAUGGAGAUGAGGCUGGAGCUGGACGUUCUGAUAUUCCCAGACGAGGUGAGGGUGGCCACUCCGGAGGACCUCCUGGAGUGGGAGCUGGAGACGGCCAGCCAGGCGUCCAUCCCCACCGUCCGUCUCUUCGUGGCCCUCUACCCCUACAACCCCGCCGCCAUGUCCCCCAACUACGAGACGGCUGCGGAGGAGCUGCCCUUUGUGCCCGGUCAGAUCAUCAAGGUGUUCGGGGACACGGAUGCUGAUGGCUUCUACCACGGCGAGUCCGGGGGUCUCUCCGGUUUCGUGCCCAGCAACAUGGUGGCUGAGAUCCCGGUGGACGACGAGUACCUGAAGCAUCUUCUCUUGCAGCAGGGCUUCCUGCCUGUGGACCACACAGGGAUGUCGUUAAGCUCGAGUCUGAGCGACACGAGAAGUGUUCCUGAUGACGUGGUCGUUCGGAGAAUGGUGGCCUUGUUCGACUACGACCCGUGGGAAAGCUCGCCCAACUCGGACAGCGACGCUGAGCUCGGCUUCCGAUCGGGAGACAUCAUCUACGUGUUGGGUGACAUGGACCCAGACGGGUUUUAUUACGGAGAUCUUCACGGUCGACGAGGUUUGGUUCCAUCGAACUUCCUGCAGCCGUUACCCUGGAAUUAGAAAAAAACAACUACCAAAUGCCAAGUUUCAGCUUUUAUUAACUACCAGCUCAAAAUGUGUUUUAUUUUUAUAAAAUAGUGUAAUAAGGAUUUCACAUCAAGCAGUUUGUCAGAUACGUCCCUUUAUUAGGUUUCAAGAAAGAAAAUCACAUUUUGUGCGUAAAUGAUGGUAAAAACACAAAUUAUAUUAUUUUAAAACACAAAAAUACAAAUGAAUGUUUUUAUUUGUUAGCUGAAUUUUAUUCAGACUCACAAAAAACUAAACAGAGAAUGAAAAUAAAAGAUUUUAGCCUUAAAAAUACACUUUUAAUCUCAGUUUUAUGCAGACCAGAGUGUAUAAAUAUAGUUUCUUAAUGCCUUAUGUUAAUAACUUUCUGUGUAGGAAGUAAUAAAAAUGAGAUUUGUAAAGUAAAAACUUUUUUACACUUUUUAUUCUGCUUUCUAGUUUUGCACCGUUAACAACAAACCUACAUAAUAUUAAAAACGUUGAGCUGGUUUUCUUCCUCCUCUGUCCUCUGCAGCCAAC